AUGGCGCCCAGCGCCGCCGAUAUGGCCAUGCUGGGCCACGAUGGCUCCAUGAUGAACGGUCUGGACAUGGACAUGAGCCUGCCUAUGGACUUGGACCUCGACCUGUCCGGAUCCGCCGAUCAGACUUAUAACCCCAUCACGCCUCAGCACGCGAGCAAUGGCACGAGCGCGCCAAACCAAGACCAGGCCAUGGUCACCAGCAAUGGCGGAUACACAGCGAGGGAGCAGGCGCAACAAGAUGCGCCGAUGACAGGUGCGGGCGCUGGACCCCUUCCCACGGGGUUUGGCAUGGGCCCUCAGACAACGGGUAGCACGCUCACCGAGUUUACCAAGCGACGGAAUUGGUCGCAGCGCAUCAUUGAAGAGCUCAAGGACUUUUUGCACAUUCUCACACCCGAUGGCCGGAUACUGUACGUGUCACCGUCUUGUAAGACGAUCACAGGAUAUGAGCCCCAACAGCUCAUUGGCAAGUUCAUUGGCGAGUUGGUACACCCGGACGACAGUGGCAUAUUUAUGCGCGAGUUCAACGAGAGUAUAGCAAGUGGGAAUGCUUUGCGGUUUUUCUAUCGCUUCAAGAAAGACGAUGGCACGUACAUGAUCUUUGAAUGCGACGGACAUCCGCACAUAUCUCCCGAACCACCAGGCGCGACCACAUUCGGGCAAACACCAGCAGGUCAAUCGGUUGCUGUGGCCGGGCUAUGCAGAGGGUUCUUCAUGAUGGCGCGGCCGUACCCUACGAAGAAUGCGGCACUUCUAGACUCAUUCCUGGAGCAUAAGAUUGAGAACGAGAGGUUAAUGAAGCGCAUCGAAGAGCUGAAGCGUGAAGAGGUGGAAGAGAACGCGGAACAAGAUAGACUAUACAGGGAACAAGCGGCAUCGGCAGCCGGGGCUACGCCAUCAGAGUCGCAGGUCGCUGCAUCAAGAGCGGAAAACACGCAGAGUUCAGAAGCGCCAGGUACUACACCCAACUAUCAAGGCAUGCCGCCUCCUGCCAAACCGCCCAUAUCCAACACAGCGCUCACACGGCAAAACCUGGACAGCGCACUUUCAUCACAGAAGCCGGACAGCAUUGCAGACAAGAUGUCACGAUACGAAGCCAACAGCACGCACUUGGAAGGCAUUGAAUUGCUCACAGGUCUACGAUAUCGGGACGGCGAGCGUAGUCACGGCAUAUCGACUGGUGAUACAUCUCCUGCGCUCAUUCGAGGUGACGCCGGUAUAGCAAUCCUGCUGGAUCGGGAUAGAGAGGGAUCAAAGAAGGAGAAGAAGAAGCUCAAGGUCGCCGAUGAGUACGUGUGUGCGGAUUGCGGAACGUUGGAUUCACCUGAAUGGAGGAAAGGGCCGAAGGGCCCCAAGACGCUUUGUAACGCAUGCGGUCUUCGGUGGGCGAAGAAGGAAAAGAAGCGAUCUGGGGACGAUGUCAAGAACAGCAACAGCCCGGCGGGUAACGGAUUGGGGGCGCAACAACCUCUACCUCCAGGUGGCACAAUAGGACUCACGUCCAACGGGCAGCCGCCUGGUAUGCCCAUGGGGAAUAGCAGCGGCGAUAGCGGGCAGGGAAUGCAACAGUGA
This is a messenger RNA of Zasmidium cellare ATCC 36951, 1572 nucleotides long. RefSeq lists its product as uncharacterized. Gene Ontology annotation, biological process: regulation of DNA-templated transcription. Lineage: Eukaryota; Fungi; Ascomycota; Dothideomycetes; Mycosphaerellales; Mycosphaerellaceae. Gene Ontology annotation, molecular function: protein binding; sequence-specific DNA binding; zinc ion binding. The transcript has a single exon. Bases 1 to 1572 code for a protein of 523 amino acids. The record is from RefSeq and is a predicted model, not a curated record.